Molecule: messenger RNA, 381 nt
Organism: Malassezia restricta
Lineage: Eukaryota; Fungi; Basidiomycota; Malasseziomycetes; Malasseziales; Malasseziaceae
Product: BolA-like protein 1
Exons: 3
Coding region: 1-381 (126 amino acids)
Source: RefSeq, a predicted model, not a curated record
AUGCUGCCUGGGCCGUGGCGUGCUGCUGUACGAAGCGUGAGAAGCUACGUGACGCAGGUCAUGUCUGUGGAAGAGUCUAUGCGGCACAAGCUCACGGGCGCUUUUGAGCCCGUACACUUGUAUAUUCGAAAUGACUCGUCGAAGCAUGCACAUCAUGCCGCUAUGGUAGCUCAAGGCGGCGGAAGUGGCGAGACACACUUUUUUGUCGAAAUGGUAUCAGCCGCCUUCCAGGGCAAGCCGCCUCUUGCCAGGCAUCGUGCUGUCAACUCGCUGCUAGCCCCCGAAUUCGACCGCGGACUGCACGCACUCAGCCUGCGCUUAAAGACGCCGGAAGAGAUAGCGCGCGAACAGUCGGGAUGCUGUGGCGGAGCUGGUCAUUAA